ACAACUUCACUGAUUAAUAUCUGACUUAAAUUCCUACAACUUGGUUGUAUCUUUCCACUUCUGUAUUGCUGGCAUGGUAUUAUUAAAAUGUACUUAAAGUUGUGCAAAACGUAUUUAUUUAAUAAACUCGGCGGCAGUCUAAGUCGUCCUCAAACACACAAAUUAUCCAGAAGUUAUCACAGCGACAACGUAUUCGGUUUCAAAGGAAAAAGUAGAAUUGUACACAAAGUGUCUGAGGAUGUCUUAAGCAAUCGAUGCAAUCAGAGUAAUUUUUAUAGAUUAGUAACAGCAUACAGGCAACAUGCGCACAAAAAUGCAGAUAUCAAUCCAGUUGCACUCACUAGGGAAAUUAACAUUUCCUCCGAGUUAGAUCCUAAACACUACUGCUUAACUCAGAAUGAUAAAAUUAACUUUCUCGGAAUUAUCAACAUGGGAAAGGAAGAAGGUACCGUUGCAGAGGCAACUGAUUUUCUUCGCAACGUUUAUGCGAAAAAUAUAGCUGUUGAAUUCACACAUUUAGAGAAUGAGGACGAAAUUGAAUGGUUUGCCAAACGAACAGAAGAAAUUGUCCCCGAAAAAGUGGAUACAGACACAAAAUUACGUUUAGCAGUCGAACUAAUUCGUUCGCAAAAUUUUGACAACUUUUUAGGAAAUAAAUUUACAGGAGUGAAGAGAUACGGUGGGGAAGGCGCUGAAAGCAUGAUGGCCUUUUUUAGCGAGUUUUUUCGACUGACAGCUGAAGAAAAUGUGGAGCAGCUUGUAAUUGCAAUGCCACAUCGAGGACGAUUAAAUCUGCUCACAGGGAUGCUUAACUUUCCGCCAGUGAGGAUGUUUGCGAAACUAAAGGGACGAAAUAAUUUUCCAAAAAAGUAUGACGUAACGGGAGAUGUUCUUAGUCAUUUUAUUUCAUCUACUGAUCUUCAGUUUGGUAGCAAAGUUUUACACGUUUCGUUACUAUACAAUCCUUCACAUUUGGAAGCUGUUAAUCCUGUUUCCAUGGGUAAAACGAGAGCUAAACAGCUAGAGAGUCAGGAUGGAGACUACGGACACGAACAAGUGUGGAGCGAUAAAAUUCUGAAUCUACAAGUUCAUGGUGAUGCAGCUAUCAUCGGACAAGGUGUUAACCAAGAGUGUUUGGCUCUCAGUGGAACACCACAUUUUGAAAUUGGGGGCAGCAUACAUUUGGUCGUUAAUAAUCAACUAGGAUUUACAACACCUGCCGACAGGGGUAGGUCGUCAAGAUAUUGUACCGAUCUGGCCAAAAUGAUUUCUGCGCCAGUGGUUCACGUCAAUGGCGAUUUUCCAGAAAUGGUACUAAAAGCCACAAAAUUGGCAUUCGAAUACCAACGAAAAUUCAGAAAAGACGUGUUCAUCGAUAUGAACUGUUAUCGACAAUGGGGACAUAAUGAAUUAGAUGAUCCAACUUUUACUAAUCCUUCUCUAUAUGGAAUUAUACGAUCCAGGAGAACAGUACCUGACCAAUAUUUCAAAACACUUGUCGACGAAGGAGUAAUGACAGAAGAACAAAGAGAUACAAUAGUUCAAGAACACACUAAAUGGCUCAAUCAGCACCUCAAGGCUGUUGAUAACUAUAUACCCGAAGAUAUUUACUUCAAGAAACAGUGGCAGGGCUUUAUGCAAGCGGAAGAAUCCGUAAGUACUUGGGAUACAGGAAUCCAUCUCGAUCUUCUUACCUACAUUGGAAGUAAAUCUGUCAAAUAUCCAGAAGAUUUUAAUAUUCAUCCAACAUUGUUGAAAACUCAUGUCAAAAAUCGACUAGCAAAAGUCGGUGAAGGUAUUGGAAUUGACUGGUCCACUGCCGAAACCCUUGCUCUUGGCUCGUUGCUAUAUGAAGGCUACAAUGUGAGAAUCAGUGGACAAGAUGUAGGAAGGGGAACCUUCUCACAUCGACACGUUAUGCUAGUGGACCAAAAAACCAACCACAUUUACAUCCCUUUAAAUAAUCUUCACGACAAGCAACAAUGCUUUUUAGAAAUUGCUAACAGUAUUCUUUCGGAAGAAGCUGUUUUGGGUUAUGAAUAUGGGAUGAGUAUCGAGAGUCCAAAAAAUUUGAUAAUAUGGGAGGCUCAGUUUGGAGAUUUUUUCAAUGGGGCUCAAAUUAUGCUGGACACUUUUGUCUCAACUGGCGAAACUAAAUGGCUCUGGACUAGUGGUCUUGUCAUUCUUUUGCCACACGGUUACGAUGGAGCAGGACCCGAACAUAGUUCUGCACGAAUUGAAAGAUUUCUUCAAAUGACUGACUCAAAAGAAGAUAGUGUUGAUGGAGAUAACGUUAACAUGCAAGUCUGUCAGCCGAGUACGCCUGCUCAAUAUUUCCAUUUAUUAAGGAGACAGAUGUUACGUAACUUCAGAAAACCUUUAAUAAUAAUCGCUCCAAAAACCCUCUUAAGAUUAUCCAGUGCAACUUCUAACUUUGCAGACAUGGCUCCUCAAACAGCAUUCUUACCUGUCAUAAGUGACGAUACAUGUGAUCCCGCCAAAGUUGAAACUGUUUUAGUGACUUCAGGAAAACAUUAUUACACUUUGGCUGAAAAAAGAGAGUCUUUAAAUAUAAAAACAACAGCUAUCAUUAGACUGGAAUCGUAUUCUCCUUUUCCUACUCUGCAGUUACAACAAGAAGUUGCAAAAUUUCCAAACGCCAAAACAUAUGUGUGGUGUCAAGAAGAACCACAAAACAUGGGUGCAUGGACUUUUGUAAAACCACGAUUCGAAAACUUAGUUGGAAGAAAAAUUCGCUUCUGCGGACGACCAACUCAAGCUGCACCAGCUGUUGGAAUUGGUGCCUUACAUGAGGAACAAAUUAAUUAUAUAAUUAACAAACCCUUUACGGCUGAAAAUGAUUAAUGCGAACAACUUUGAUAAGCCAAAUAAAUUAAAAAAAGACGCAA
Molecule: messenger RNA, 2909 nt
Organism: Zophobas morio
Lineage: Eukaryota; Metazoa; Arthropoda; Insecta; Coleoptera; Tenebrionidae
Product: probable 2-oxoglutarate dehydrogenase E1 component DHKTD1 homolog, mitochondrial
Exons: 16
Coding region: 88-2865 (925 amino acids)
Biological process (GO): tricarboxylic acid cycle
Molecular function (GO): oxoglutarate dehydrogenase (succinyl-transferring) activity; thiamine pyrophosphate binding
Source: RefSeq, a predicted model, not a curated record